This is a messenger RNA of Peromyscus leucopus (white-footed mouse), 2734 nucleotides long. RefSeq names its product 5-hydroxytryptamine receptor 5A (gene Htr5a). Gene Ontology annotation, cellular component: plasma membrane; dendrite. Gene Ontology annotation, molecular function: G protein-coupled serotonin receptor activity; neurotransmitter receptor activity. NCBI's taxonomy places the organism in Eukaryota, Metazoa, Chordata, Mammalia, Rodentia, Cricetidae. The transcript has 2 exons. Gene Ontology annotation, biological process: chemical synaptic transmission; G protein-coupled receptor signaling pathway, coupled to cyclic nucleotide second messenger. The coding region runs from base 745 to 1818 and encodes 357 amino acids. The record is from RefSeq and is a predicted model, not a curated record.
GUAAAGAGCGACUGGACCUUGGACAGCCACCAAGCUGCGUGCUGGUGUAGGCGGCAGCACCGUGGACAGCGCCAAGCACCGCCGCUCCGGGAGCCAGGGGCGGGGAGAGAGGCGGCUUCAUCAGCUGAUGCCUUACGUAGCGCUGGAUCCCCACUUUGCUAAGGCAGGUCCGGGUGGGCGCGCCAGCGUGCAUUUUCGGAGUAGCUACCCCAGGCAUGGUGGAGAGAGGCCAGCGCAGGGCAGAAGACCAUCUCUAGAAAGCAGGUACCUGCGUGGCUUCUUCAGCAUCCGGCUGUUCCCCAGGGCGCCACUGCCCGGAGAAGGGGGGUGGGGGAGCGGGCAGGGAGCAAUCCUGGACCAGCGACUGUUCUGACGCACCAGCUGGGUUCCAGGAAUCCACCGGCAGAGACGAUCCCAAGGAUGCUCUGCUGCGGGAGACCAGACAGCGGUCUCCGCCGAGGUGAGGAAACGCAGGCAUGUGAUAGAUUAGGCGGGCCCUGGCUUCUAGACUCAGCCCCUUGGGUCUUCUUUCCAAAUCCCUAAGGAUACGGAGACUGCGCGGCUUGCAGCCUAGCUCCUCUCUGCCACGGUCUCCUCCAGACUCUCACUGUUUGGAGAUUGGGGCCAGGGUCACAGCUCUUGGCAGAAACCUCUCCACUAGUCAGUGGUCGCAAACAUCUCUAGAUUGACUCCCGUGGGCUCGGUGGCUACACUGAAUCUGAACGCAGGUGUCCUGGACCAGCGAUGGAUCUGCCUGUAAACUUGACCUCCUUUUCCCUCUCCACUCCCUCUUCUUUGGAACCCAAUCGCAGCCUGGGUGCGGAAGACCUGCGCCCUAGUCGGCCCUUUCUCUCAGUUUUCCGAGUGCUAGUUCUGACCUUGCUAGGCUUUCUAGCCGCGGCCACAUUUGCUUGGAACCUGCUGGUGCUGGCCACCAUCCUCAGGGUACGCACCUUCCACCGCGUCCCACACAACCUGGUGGCGUCUAUGGCCAUCUCGGAUGUGCUGGUGGCUGCGCUGGUCAUGCCACUGAGUCUGGUGCACGAACUGUCCGGGCGCCGCUGGCAGCUGGGCCGGCGGCUGUGCCAGCUGUGGAUAGCGUGUGACGUGCUCUGCUGCACAGCCAGCAUCUGGAAUGUGACAGCCAUAGCCCUGGACCGCUACUGGUCGAUCACACGCCACCUGGAGUACACACUCCGUGCCCGCAAGCGCAUCUCCAACGUGAUGAUCAUGCUCACCUGGGCACUCUCUGCGGUCAUCUCUCUGACCCCGCUACUGUUCGGCUGGGGGGAGACGUACUCUGAGCUCAGCGAGGAGUGCCAGGUCAGUCGCGAGCCUUCCUACACCGUGUUCUCUACCGUGGGCGCCUUCUACCUGCCGCUGUGCGUGGUGCUCUUUGUGUACUGGAAGAUUUAUAAGGCCGCGAAGUUCCGCGUGGGCUCCAGGAAGACCAACAGCGUCUCCCCCGUUCCUGAAGCUGUGGAGGUGAAGGAUGCUACACAACAGCCCGAGAUGGUGUUCACUGUCCGCCACGCCACUGUGACCUUCCAGACAGAAGGGGACACGUGGCGGGAGCAGAAGGAGCAGAGGGCAGCCCUCAUGGUGGGCAUCCUCAUCGGGGUGUUUGUGCUCUGCUGGUUUCCUUUCUUUGUCACAGAGCUCAUCGGUCCCCUGUGCUCCUGGGACAUCCCUGCCAUCUGGAAGAGCAUCUUCCUGUGGUUGGGCUAUUCCAACUCCUUCUUCAACCCCCUCAUCUACACAGCCUUCAACAGGAGCUACAGCAGUGCUUUCAAGGUCUUCUUCUCUAAGCAACAGUGAGGGGCCGUCUGGGAGUGCCUUCUUCCCGUAGCUCAAUGGACUGUCCCGUUCCAUGAACCUUUGCAGUCUGCCCAGCAGUGCUGAGGACAAGAUCUGUCUGCCAAGGGCACCAGGGUCACAUCAGAGCUCAGCUCACUUCACGUCUGUGCUCAUAGGUUGGGAGUUGUCUUCUCCUGAAGGCUCUGGUGGCUUAUGCUCUCCCUCACUCUGUACCAGCAGCCACGGACUUGGCCCACAAAGUGCCCACCCAAUCCUCCUCUAAAUUCACUCUAGCGUGGCCAUGAGAAAAGCUGACCAGAGCAGACAGGAGGGAGGAGAGAGGGAGUGAACCAGCUCCGGCAGUUAGAGAGGCAGAAACAAUGACAAGACCUAGAGCUGCCGGCAAUCACACACACCUGUAAACCCAGCACUCGGGAGACUAAGGCAGGGCAAUCUCAAAUUUCAAGCCAGCUUGGGCUACAUAAAGGGUUCAAAACCAGCCUGGGCUAUCUAACGACAACAACAAAAUAUUGCAGAGCAGCAGAUACGGCCUAACUUCCCAGAAUAGCUAGUCAUCACGUCAGAGUUCUGCUCUGUGGUUCGAGUGUAUGCCCUAAUACUUCCUGGGCCCUUCCUGAUAUCCAACCACAAAAUUCUGUCCCUAAACAUAGCAAAGCACAGUCCCACUUGUGAGGACAGUGAUUGUUGUCUUUACUGUUUUGUUCAUGGUAAACACACACACACACACACACACACACACACACACACACACACACACACACACACUGCAGAAAAGGACAGUUUCCAGUUAAAAUAAACUUAGUCACCUUGGAACUGGAAAAAUGAAAUAUUUCCUUUCAUUCUGAAACAACUGUUCAUGGAAAAAUAGGAAAAAAAUCCACUAAUGUCACAGAAUUUGUCAAAAUUAUUUAUUUGC